This is a messenger RNA of Patella vulgata (common limpet), 2363 nucleotides long. RefSeq lists its product as uncharacterized. The coding region runs from base 255 to 1625 and encodes 456 amino acids. The transcript is spliced from 2 exons. NCBI's taxonomy places the organism in Eukaryota, Metazoa, Mollusca, Gastropoda, Patellidae. The record is from RefSeq and is a predicted model, not a curated record.
CGCGCUAUAAGUCGUAUAUCUUGUGAUAUUUAUAGAGCAGUCGAGGUGUGUGACCCCCAGUAUACCACAUUCAGUUAUACUACAGUUAGUCGAGGAGCUCAUGUGUAGUAAGAACUUCUGUUAUAUAUAAACCUCGAAUACAUCACCUAUAUUUUAGCUUUUCAAAACUUUAACACAAACACGUACGGAUUAACUAGGACGGAUUAACAUAAGGGAUUAAUAUUUGGAAGGUUGAUUAUCAUCUGCUGUUUGUCAUGGAUCAGAAGAGUGAGAACAAUCAUUUAGAACAUAUAAGUACGGCCAUGUAUAAAGGUCGUGACUAUGUUCUAUAUCUCAUGUCCUUCUUGCUGUAUCGCUUCACUAGAUCUAUUAUAGUCACCUUCCAGAAAUUCACCUGGGCCAUUACAGGAGUCGAGAACAUCCGUCGUGAUGCCCGACGGGGAUUACAGUUCCGACAGAGUGCUCACGUUUUGGAUAUAUUCUGGAAACGGAAGUUCCUUCCUCACACGAUUGCGGAUCCCAAAGAUUUUAUAGCACUUCAUAGUUGUUUUAAACAUCCCAACUACGUUUUAAAACCCAACGUUUCCUUGUACUGCAUGACAAAAACAGACGCCAUAUUUGUUGAAACUCCCGAAGGAACGAAUAUUUACAAAAGUCAACAGCAUAAUUCGUAUCUUUACGAAGCGCAGUUCACGAAUGCUAAAAAGAUAGUGAUGAUGCCAUUAGCGUCUUUUCAUAAGAUAGCUUCCGAUGUUGGUAACCCGAAGGUUCCGACUAUAUGGAUCUCCAGUACCGGACGAUGUGGUUCAACUCUUUUAGGUCAAGUGUUUUAUCGUAUUCCGGGAAUGCUUCUAUUAUCGGAACCGGAUGCUAUAACGAAUUUAGGAUAUUUGCAUAAAAACCUGUCACUACAACAAGGUGAAUACGAGCAGCUGCUGGCCAGUGCUGUUCGUCUUUUGUGUAAACCCGACGACAGAUAUAGCAUGAUCUGUGUCAAGGCUCGUCCAAACGCAACAGCUCUGUCUGAAGACAUAGCUCACAUGUUUCCCCAGAUUCGUCAAAUCUUUAUGUACAGGAACAGCUUAAAAACAGUCUGGUCGUACCUAGCUCUGUUACAGACCGAUCCGGCAUCGCAAGCUCUGAGGUUCAUCAUGGACAAUAAAGUCAUCUCCACUAUCCUGCCAUUCUUCAGAACCGGUGUCUAUAACUAUUAUGUGAAAGUAAACGCUAAGGAAAUAGAGACAAUCAAACCGUCCAAAUUAUCUACGGUGGGUAUCUUUACCGCUGCCUGGGCUGCGGGGGUAUCUCGGUGUGUCGAGGCUCGGGAGAAAGGUAUCCCUAUUCUCCCUAUUUUGUACGAAGACCUGAUGAAAAAUCCCCUCCAAAGCUGUAUAGUUUUGUUUAAUCGUUUAGACAUCCGUAAAGAAUAUCUAUCACUAGCCGCAGAAGCUUUCAAAGUGGACUACCAGAAAUCGUCUGUGUUAGGACAAGGUUUGUUGACAUCUGACACGAGACGCGCCAUUCCCACUGAAUGCCGAGUGGAAGCAGAUACAAUCCUUAAGAAAUAUAGUUUGCCAAAAUUAGGAGAACGAGUUGAAGUGCCCGGAUUAUUACGUUUUGAAUAAAAUGUGCUUUAUAUGUAACGCUUACAAAGGAGAAGUUCACCUGGCGCUUCCGCCUUCCAGUUGACAAUUUAGCCUUGCUCUUCCGCCUUCCGAUUGAUAAUUUAGCGGUAUGUUUAGAUAUUCUGUAUAUACGAUCCUGUUACAGACUUACGUCCGCAUCCAUCUGUAUAACUAUACGGCGCUGUGAAUUUAUAUUGCGUUGUGUUUAUGUACUGAAGAGUAACAAAUUAAACUUAUGGAAUAACAAUUACUGGUUAAUAAACAGGAUUGAUAAUUGUUAUUCCAUAUAUAGUUGUUAUACUGUGUACCGUUGUGUUGGUAACUUAAAUUAUAACAUUCGCCGGAAGUCUUUUGGUUUUCAUCCAAGAAGUGUUGUCGUCCGCUCCCUUUUUUAUACGGCAACAUUUAAUUGUCGUUAUCCUUACCAAUUCGUCAUUCAAUUUUUGUGGGCGUUCCACAAGAUAAGGUUAUCAUCUCGUCGGCUUAACAUUUAUACACAUAAUGUAAACAAGAAGAAUCCUGUUGAUUUUCAUGAAGUCCGAUCACUUUUCCGACACUCUAGCAGAUUGAUAUUAUACAGGUUUACACAGAAAGUUUAUUUUCGUGCGAUUAAGAUGCUGGCAACCUAUUUGUGUAAAGGCGUCAGAAUCUAGAUUAAGUUGUUUGUAUAUUUUGUACAGAUAUUUCAUAUUUCAUACCCGCUUUUAUAGAAAAAAUACAUCAAUUUAUUUACAGUAA